AUGGAACUUCAUCAUUCUCUCCAUUCACAUAUUAUUGGAAAAGGUGGUCGUGGAAUUCAGAAAAUCAUGAAAAACACAAAUUGCCAUAUCCAUUUCCCAGAUUCGAAUAAAUAUUCCGAAUCACCGAAAAGCGAUCAAGUAUCAAUUUCUGGAACUCCGACGAAUGUGUUUUUGGCGCAUCGACAAUUACGAGCAAUGUGUCCGAUGUCAAUAUUUAUUGAUCUACCUUGGUAUCAUCCAGGGAGCCCGGAUUUUCGACAACUUGGCUCGCAGAUUGAUUUGGUUGUGUUGUCAAUUGAGCAAAAUGUGUAUAGUUUGAUGUUGAAAACGGCAGCCACAAAUGAUGCUAGUGUUCUUUUUGCGAUCAGAUUGGUUCUACAUCAUUUUGCAUUGGUGGGAUAGUUUCUACUUCCCUCAAUUUAAAAUGAAAAUUAUCAUAUUUAUCUUGCAGACUGAAGAACUUAUCUCAAUCCGAUCAACAGUUUCAACAAAAGAUGAUGUUUCUGAAAUCUGCAAUCGAUUGGGUGUCACAUCAAAUAUUGAAGAUGAGCAGAAUAUCACAUUGAUUGGUGCACCUUUGAAUGUUCUAAACUGUCGGAAGGCUAUAAUUGGACUUUCUCCGAUUUCAGUCGCUUUUGAUUGUAAUGUUCUAGAUGUUCAUUAUCCAAUCGAACAAAUUGAUCAAGAUAUUACAAGUAAACGGAAAAAUGGGGAUAUGUUGGUGAGUUAUUAGAUCUCUUUGUAAGUAAAGAAAAUAAUUUUCAGACAAUCACGAUAAAAUCAAUUGAAUCAAAACUUGCUGAAGUUUUGCAAUCGAGAGAACUUUUACUCGCACUUCCACCAACACAAUUUGAAGAUUCGCCAUCUUGUAAGCUUUUUUUUUUGAAAUUUCAAGAAAUAUCCCACUAUUUUCAGCAUCGUUCACAUCGCUUACUUCAAUUCCACAAGAGCCAAAAUCUCCAAAUCCUGAAGAUUCCCCAUUAGCUGCUUCAAUUCUGAAUGGCGCAAAAGAGAUUUGGAAAAUGAAGGAGAAACGAAAACCCGAUCGAUCUGAAAUGUUGAUGAAAGCAACUCACGCGAUUUUUGAUGAUUGUGUCAAAACGACGCCUAGAAAUCCGACUGAUCUUUGGUCGGGUUAUGGCUUCAGUUCGUCACUUCCAGCUGAUUUGUUGAAAGGAAUGAUGGAUUUGUCAACAUCGGAUUAUUCGACACCUCCGCAGCAGAAAAUGCAUGGAUUGUGUAGUGUUCGGGAAGAAGAUGAAUUGUCGAAUUUCAGCGCGUCGUCGACGUUUUUUGAUAGAAAUACUGGAAAUGUUUUUUCAACAUCAACAUCUUGUUUUGAAACAACUACACUGCCUUACGAUCUUCAAUGGGAUAUACAUCAAUAUGCUGAACCUUCGAUGGUUCUAUCCAGAUUAGGAUGUAGCGAAUACAUGACACAACUACGAGAUCAGGAAAUUGAUAUGCACGCAUUUUUAUUGCUCGAUGAGCAAAAUCUCAAAGACAUUGGGAUUUCGACAAUUGGAGCGCGCAAAAAAAUCUACAACGCGAUUUUGAGUAAGAUUUUUUUUUCUUUCCCAUGAAAACUAACAAUUAAAAAAAACAAUAAAAAAACGCAUAAAAUGAAAUUUUCAGAAUUGCGUGAGUCAGCGCGUAUGAAUGGGUCAACGCUAUGA
Molecule: messenger RNA, 1676 nt
Organism: Caenorhabditis angaria
Lineage: Eukaryota; Metazoa; Nematoda; Chromadorea; Rhabditida; Rhabditidae
Source: the annotation of a GenBank genome assembly